UGUGUGUGUGUGUGUGUGUGUGUGUGUGUGUGUGUGUGUGUGUGUUGUAUAUUUAUAGGUUUCUGAAGCGUGUGCUGAGUAUUAAGGCUGCGUCCGGACACUGCUGAGAGAAAAACCCAACUGAGGACACACACUGAGCUGCAGACAGCAACAGGAUGGGUUUCAGGUUGAGCUUGCUGCUUCUUGCUCUAACCACGGCCCUCGUGCUCGGCCAAAAGAAACGCCCUGUUACUAAGGAAUGGAACUACCGUGAUGGAUCUGAGAAAGUGAGCAUGAGGAAUGUGGCGAAUCUGACUCAAGUUCUGGAUGACUGGAGGUUCGAUAUCUUGAACCAGGUGAAGAGCAACCACCAGACCUUGCUGCCUGAUUACUCCAGGAUCCAUUCUCUGUCUGAGGCUGUGGACGACUUGUUCAAGGAGUUCAACGCCUUGAAAGCCCACCUCGGCGAGCUGACGGAGAAGUUCACGCCUGUCGAGACCUUCAUCGACGAACUGAAGAUGGAGAAGGCCAACGCUCCCGCAGCCACCGUUCCCGUCACUCCAGGGCGAAGGAGACUGGUCAAAGCUCGAGCUCCAGCUUCGUGAAGCCGCUGAACGUCCAGGACUUUCUGUUAGAGCUGCAUCUUGUUACUGCAUGUUGCUGGGAAACAGGUAAUACACAAAAUGCUGAACCAUCCAAAUCGCCCCCGUUUUGUGGCUUCUGGCUGCAUGGCAGAGCAACAAAAAUAUAUGGUAUAAACAGCUCAAUAUAUCAAUCUAUACUUGUAGAAUCAUCGAUUUGGAUUUAUUAAUGACAUUAUUUAUGUACACAUUCUAUAGAAUUCUGUGUUAAAUCAGUGGAGGAGUUUUAUUUAGAUUUGAUGUCAAAACUUAUUGUAAUGAGGACAUGUAUUACUUGGAGCACGUUUUAGAAGAUUAUUGUGCAUUUAGAGGAUUUCUCUCUGAGCAUGGUGACGUGGUGCUUUAUUUCUUCUGGCUCAUGAUCUAAGCUACGAAUAAAAUACGAUGUUUGCAUGGA
Messenger RNA from Silurus meridionalis, 1017 nucleotides. RefSeq lists its product as uncharacterized. The coding region runs from base 156 to 584 and encodes 142 amino acids. The record is from RefSeq and is a predicted model, not a curated record. NCBI's taxonomy places the organism in Eukaryota, Metazoa, Chordata, Actinopteri, Siluriformes, Siluridae. The transcript has 5 exons.